AUGCACUUUGGGGGCGGGCCGAGCCCGGAUACGGUAGAUGGAGGUUUCAGCGGCCAUGGCUGCGGGCCAACCCCUUGCGACGGACACACGCACAACACCCCCGCAGCCGGCACUCGAGAGAACAUGCUGCAGUGGUCAGUAACAGCCUGUCCUACUUGUUACUACCACUACUACUUUUUUCGAUCACUGAUCAAUCAAUCAUCCUGCUUUAAACUCGUCCGCCGAUCGACAUAUUACUACGUUGUUAGUGUCUUAUCUAUCCACUCCGUCGACAUCAUGUCAAUUAUGUUGAGUGCGAACCUUGUGCUCGUCUUUUCGCUUGUUCUCGCCUCUGUAAAUUACGAUUCAUCGAAUCGCACAAAAUGGAUACUGUAA
Molecule: messenger RNA, 375 nt
Organism: Strongylus vulgaris
Lineage: Eukaryota; Metazoa; Nematoda; Chromadorea; Rhabditida; Strongylidae
Source: the annotation of a GenBank genome assembly